Messenger RNA from Triticum turgidum subsp. durum (durum wheat), 468 nucleotides. Lineage: Eukaryota; Viridiplantae; Streptophyta; Magnoliopsida; Poales; Poaceae. The record is from the annotation of a GenBank genome assembly.
AUGUCGACGGUGAAGGUUGGCAUGUUUGGCGGGUCAAAAGGUGAUGUCUGCGACAUCACCGGAUUGUCAAGUUUUGCACCGUCAAGCCUGAGGAGCAUGGAGAUUUGGAGCACACCGGGGCAUGAAGGGGUCAUCAACGCCAUACGCUUCACCUUCGUCGACACCAAAAACAAUGCAAUCCCGGUAGGUCCGUGGGGCACCCCGCUCCGUGGUCAGAAAAGCCAGACUAUUCACUUGACAAAUGUGCGUGUCAUCGAGCUCUCCGGCUACACCAAUGGCCAAUACAUCACCUCACUCUCCUUCCGCACCACCGACGCCCCAAGGCAUCAUGGACCAUUCGGAAAAGUGAGGCCAGCAACUGGAUCCGACACUUAUUUCCGCGUCCCUCUCAUGCAUGGCUCUAUCGUGGCCUUCUGCGCCCAAGCCGACGACUACCUCAGCGCCAUUGGUGCCUAUAUCAAGAACUGA